AUGGAGAAGAAAAGUUCAGAAAGCUUUAAAGAAUAUGCUCAACGAUGGAGAGAUAUAGCCGCAGAGGUUCAACCACCAUUAACAGACAAAGAAAUGACAUUUAUGUUUAUGAAUACUUUGCGGGCGCCGUUCUAUGAUCGAAUGAUUGGUAAUGCUACAACCAAUUUUUCUGACAUUAUUGUUAUUGGUGAAAGAAUUGAAUAUGGGAUAAAACAUGGGAGGUUAAUAGAGACUUCAGCUGAGUAUGGUGGAUUAAAGAAAGGAGCAACACCUAAGAAGAAAGAAGGUGAGGUUCAUGCAAUUGGUUUUCCUAAUUUAGGGAACCACAAAUCAACUUUUGGCCAAAGAAAACAUGACCAAAGUUUUCCUUCAUAUAUAAGCAAUGUUACUCAUAUCCCUUAUAACAACUAUGUACCAACCCACUCUCUCUCUGGAGCCCCAAAACUUGUUAAUUCAAACUUUUCUCGACCGUUUGUACAAGGUCAGGGUAGCAAGACCAACUCAGAAACAUUUCGAUUUGACCCAAUUCCUAUGACAUAUACAGAGCUUUUACCUCAGCUAGUUCAUAAUCGACAGUUAGCUCCUAUCCCAAUAAAUCCUAUACAACCUCCUUAUCCAAAAUGGUAUGAUCCAAAUGCUCGAUGUGAUUAUCAUGCCGGAGGAGUGGGACACUCAACUGAAAAUUGUUUAGCUUUGAAAAGGAAGGUGCAAUCUUUAAUUAAUGCUGGAUGGUUGAGCUUCAAAAAAGCUGGUGAGAAGCCGGAUGUCAACAACAAUCCACUUCCUAAUCAUGAAAAUUCAAAAGUGAAUGCGAUAGAUUGUUUUGUUGGAAAGUGUAAAAAUGAAGUUCAUGAGAUAAGGAUGCCUAUGGAAACACUUUUUGAAGGUCUUUUUGAAGCAGGAUAUGUUAGUUUGGAAUAUUUAGACCCCAAUAUAAGAUACGAAGGAUACGAUGAAGGCAAACGUUGUAUAUUCCAUCAAGGAGUUGCAGGCCACGCUAUCCAACAAUGUUGUACAUUUAGAUCUAAAGUACAACAAUUUAUGGAUUCGAAGAUACUCACAGUAUACGAAGGACAAGGAAAAGAUGAGAUGAAAGACAAUAAAAUAUGUACAUUAAUGGGUGAAGUUGCAAAAAAGGAAAAUCCCUUUUUACCAAGGCCUUUGACAGUCUUUUAUCAAGAAAAUCGUAAUAAAUCAAGUUCCUGCAAUCCUAAACAACUCAUUGUCCAAGUACCGAGUCCUUUCAAAUUUAAGGAUUUGAAAGCGGUGCCAUGGCGGUAUGAUUGCCAAGUCAUUACAGGUCCUUCAGUUGAUAAUAUUACAGGAAUCAGCGGGAUAACUCGAAGUGGAAGAUGUUAUAAACCAGAUAAUUUAACAGCUCCUUCAAGUAGUUUAACAUUGGGGCAAGGGAGGAAAAGUGAGAAAAGAAAUGUGAAUGAACAUGACAAAGAGCAGGAUGUAGAGAUGUCUGUCAUAGCAAAAGAUAUAGAAUGCAAAAAACCUGUUACAGAUGAGGCAGCAAACGAAUUCUUGAAAAUAGUAAAACAAAGUGAGUAUAAGAUCAUAGAGCAAAUGCAUAAUACUCCAGCUCGAAUUUCUUUAUUAUCUUUGUUUUUAAAUUCAGAGCCUCAUCGCAAAGUGCUAUUAGAUAUUUUGAAUAAGGCACAUGUUGGACAUGACAUUUCAGUGGAAAAGUUCAGCGGAAUUAUUGGAAGCAUUACGUCUUCAAAUUCUAUAGUCUUCACGGAUGAUGAAAUUCCUCCUGAAGGUUUAGGCCAUAUAAAAGCACUGCAUAUUCAAGUGAAGUACAAGGAUUAUGUUAUAGCAAGAGUUUUAGUGGAUAACGGUUCAGCUCUUAAUAUAAUGCCUAAAUCUACACUAUUAAAGCUCCCAGUGGACAUGUCAUACAUCAAAUCAAGUACUAUGGUAGUGAGAGCUUUUGAUGGAUCACGAAGAGAAGUAAUUGGUGACAUUGAAUUACCAAUCAAAAUUGGCCCAUGUACUUUCAAUAUAGUCUUUCAAGUAAUGGAGAUAACACCUACUUACAGCUUUUUGUUAGGUCGUCCUUGGAUUCACUCUGCAGGAGUGGUGCCAUCUACAUUGCAUCAAAAUUUGAAAUUUAUUGUUGGGAGUAAGAUGAUUUGUUUAAUGGGAGAGGAAGAUUUUCUGAUAACAAAACCGAUAUCAACCCCAUAUGUGGAGGCAACAGAAGAAGCUUUAGAGUGUUUAAUGUAG
This is a messenger RNA of Cucumis sativus (cucumber), 2235 nucleotides long. RefSeq lists its product as uncharacterized. Lineage: Eukaryota; Viridiplantae; Streptophyta; Magnoliopsida; Cucurbitales; Cucurbitaceae. Bases 1 to 2235 code for a protein of 744 amino acids. The record is from RefSeq and is a predicted model, not a curated record. The transcript has a single exon.